AGUAGACGCCAUCUCAGAAUUUCAGUUCUGAAGGGGAAAUUUGUGGACAUUAUGGCGGAAUGCUUAGUUAUUCGUGAGGUAAUUUUGUAGUAAAUCUCUGUGAAUUUGUCUCAUAAACUCUGUAAUCCGUGAAGAAAGUAUAAUUGUUGCUUGAAGAAUUAUUAGUGCAACUGUUUCUGUGUGGUUUGGUGUCUCAAAUUCGGCUAUAUUAAAGCCUGAAGCUCACCUAAGAGUCGGGAUAACUUAUAAUGAGUGCCAUGAGUGCGUCUCCAGUGAAACCAGUCCUGCCCCCAGCCGGAGUCAACGUGCCUCCUCCAGUCGCCACCACGCCACCUAAAGUGUCGACCAUGAUGCAGAUUCCUCCCUCGCUAACCAUCGCCCCAUCAAAACCUGCCAACGUGAACCACUCCAACACACCCAUCAGUCUCACCAUGUCAGACAUCCGUGCACAGCAGUACGUCCCUCCGAACCAACCCGGCAUCCCUCCGAUGCCUAUUUCACAACCACUGCCUCGUACGCCUGAAAAACCUAAAGAUCUUACAGCUCCGAUAUCUAUGUCUGUGAAGCCAACGUCAAAUGGUAUGGAACCACAAAAUCAGCCCCCGCCAGCUCUUGCUGUGCCUACUGCCCCGGAUGUGCAGGUCUCGGCUGUGCCGCCGCCCCCGCCCCCCAAAGUUGAGGCCCCCGUGGUCCCAGAAGUACAAGAGAACAAAGCUCCACCGAUUCAAACACUGCCUGAAAACCUAGUUGCCGAGCCACCAUCUGCUUCUACAGCCCCUCCAGUUGAGCUUGAUCUCCAGAAAAAAGCAGAACCAGCCCCACCGAAACCAGCUGAGCCAGUGUCCAAAGCGAUAGUUGCUCCGCCGCAGCCUCCGACUGCCCCUACUCCUACACCAGCACCAGCACCGGUAUCACAGCCUCAAGAAGCUGUUCCAGCAGUUCCCACCCCCACUCCUGCACCUGCUGUGCCUACUCCUGUCCCUGCGACCCCAGUAGCUGCCACAGCUCCCCCCACCACCCCUGCUCCUGCUCAGGCCCCACUUCCUCCAGCUGAACAACCUGUGGCUCCGUCGGUGUCCAGAAGUGAGGCCAGUUUGCCACCAGCCAAGCCUGAGAUGAAGGUAGCCACCAUUCCCAGGCAGGCAACUAAGAGGAAGAGAGAAACUAAGGUUGUGCCAGAGACUCCAGAGGUUAAGAAAGAGGGUAAGGAUGAGGAUCGCAAGUCAAAGAGAGUUCGUCUUCCCACUCAGCCGUACCAGAGUCCUAUACCAGAACUCAACAUUAUUGCCAAGAUCAACAAAUCUUCCAAGGCCACCCCUUCGAAGGCAGCUGAUGAUAAAUUAAUCGUAUUUUACAAGAAUGAAUUUUUAGCCGUAAGAAACGCUGAAGGAGGAUUUUACGUUUGCCAAGCUAUGCAGAAUAUCUACAAAAGUAGUCCACGCAUUCGCAUUCGAUGGUUGUCUCAAGAAGAAGGGAAGGAUACAUACUCCCCUGACUUUUAUGAUCACACAGAUUUUGAUUGUAUAUUAACAAAUCUUAACUUGGACAAGAUAGACAAAGAGAAGUUCAAAUUACCAGCCGAAGAACAGCAACGCACAGAGAGUAUACUCAAGAGAGCCUUAGAUGUGGAGAAAGGCGUGUCAGAGAAACCACCAGUGACCGAAGAGCAUCCUGACGGAUUGGACCUUUCUCUAUUCCGAGACGAGUCUCAGCUAAAGAAAUCAAAAAAUAAAUCAGGGAAGAGAUCAGUCAAAUCAGACGGAGGAGAAUCAACGUCAAAUGAAGAGGACGAUGAACCAGAAGACGACGACGAUGAAGAAGAAGAAGAAGAAAAGGAAGCUAAAAAGAAAACCUCACCGAAAACCAGUAAAAGAAAGAAAAAGAGUGCCAAAAGGAAAGCACCUCCCCCAAGUGAAAAGAAAGCAGCAGCAAAAUCUGCCACAACCAAUAAUAAGAGCACAGUUCAACCCGCAAAGAAGAAAACUGAAACAAGGGUAGGAAGUAAGAGGAAAUCAUCGGUUUCAUCAAAUACGCAGCCAGCGGAAAAGAAAACGAGAAAAUCUGAAGCUAGCUCGCAACCUGAACGAACAAAUAAAACAAGAAGUUCGGGAGCGGAGGUAGUGGUGGGGGUUAAGUCUACACGCAGAACCAAGGGUCGCAAGUAAACUGCCAACACUCAACACUCGUCAGCUGAAAACAUUGCGCCCGUCAACUCUCACCCUAUAACACGUAGUUUGGGAGAUGUCGAAAACAAUGUUCCGUCAACCUUUCGGAAUUGAAGUGAAACAUAUUGGAAAACCACAUUUUAAAUUAAUUAUGUAUAUAAUUGUAUACAGAUUUGUUUUUGUAAGGAUGUGAGGCACCUAUGCUUCUGUCUAGUGGUAGAGCAAUUGCAUUUGUAGGGGAGUGAAGUGUUUGUGUCUUCUGUAUUCACUGUGUCUCUCGAGAGACUGAUUCUGUGUUUCAACUUUUUCUGUCAUUCAAACCGAACAUGAUCUUUGAUCUUUACAGACGGUGAACAAAUGUGCUGUAUAGCUGUGCGUCUGAGUUGAGGUUAUUAUUGUCUUGUGUGAGAUAAGUUGUCCCUAAUGGAUUUAAUAGUUACGGUAUAUAUUGCGUAUUAGUUUUUUAGUAAUUUUUAAGAGAAAUAUUUUUAUUAUUUAUAGUUAAAAAUUGUUUAUUAUAUUUCUGACUUAAUAUUGAUCUUGUUCCGUUGGCGGACGACGCUUUACAGGUUUUUUCGCUGUAUGUAUUUUUAUUCUUAUUGAUUUUAUAUAUUAUAUAUAUAUAUAUUUGAUAUAUUUUUGAUUGUGUUGAUUAUUGUUACUGAUAACUUUUUUGUAAUUGGCCGGUUGUAUCGUUUGUAAGCAUCACUGGUGUUAAAAGCCUGGUAAACAUUUUUGUCUCAUAUCAAAACGACACUAUUAAGUCUUAUUUAAAUUAUGUUGUUGGAAUCUAUAUGUUGUCUUUAUGUUAAUUAUAAAUAUAGGUAAAUAAACAGAUUAUACAACAAAUAGUGUGUGUGAAACAUGUAAUUCUCUUUCAUUUAACUUAAACUAUACGGAUAACAAAAAAAAAAAACAAAAAAACAAUACUUUAAGAACUGUGCUGUAAAACGUGCCAGAGAACAGGUUUUUCGGUAAUAGAUUUUCAACUAGUAUUAAAACAAAUUAGGGAUAAUUUUUACUCUGUGAAAUGUUGGAAUUACCAUUAAAGUAUUGAAAAUGGUGAUGAAGGCGGGGGGUCUUCAUCUAGUCUGUACAGUACAAAUGGUGCAAUUUUAAAUUAGUUUGUUGGUAUGAGAAAUAAAUUUAUUCCCCUGAUAAA
Molecule: messenger RNA, 3327 nt
Organism: Macrosteles quadrilineatus (aster leafhopper)
Lineage: Eukaryota; Metazoa; Arthropoda; Insecta; Hemiptera; Cicadellidae
Product: ras-associated and pleckstrin homology domains-containing protein 1-like
Exons: 8
Coding region: 249-2165 (638 amino acids)
Cellular component (GO): mRNA cleavage and polyadenylation specificity factor complex
Molecular function (GO): RNA binding
Source: RefSeq, a predicted model, not a curated record